AUGAAUCUUCGUACUCUUCUCGUUGCUGGCCUGGCUGGCCUGGCUAUUGCAAGCCCGGUGCCUGCAACCGAUAUCCAGCGCCGCCAGUCGACCAGUGCCAACGACCUGGAGAAUGGGGUGUGUAAAGGCGUGACCUUUAUUUUCGCCCGUGGUUCCACCGAGACGGGCAAUCUGGGUUACAUUGUUGGCCCUGGAGUCUGCUCCAAUCUGAAGGCUAAGCUCGGGGGCGACGUCGCCUGUCAGGGUGUUGGAGGUGCCUACACAGCUGGCCUGACUCCCAACUUCCUUCCCCAGAAUACCGACCAAGCGUCGAUCAAUGCCGCAACUGACAUGUUCAACAUGGCCAACACCAAAUGCCCGAAUACCCAGAUCGUGGCCGGUGGAUACAGUCAAGGAUCUGCCGUCAUGGAUAACGCUAUCCAGGCGCUCCCCGCGGAUCUCAGGGCCAAGGUCAAGGGCGUUGCUCUUUUCGGCUUCACCCGGAAUUUGCAGGAUGGGGGCAAGAUCCCCAACUACCCAGCAGGCCAGACUAAGGUCUACUGUGCCAUAGGUGAUCUGGUCUGCGAUGGCACGCUUGUCAUCACUGCCGCUCACUUGACUUAUGGCCUUGAUGCGGGCAAUGCUGCAUCCUUCCUCGCCUCCAAGGUUUCCACUUAA
Aspergillus ochraceoroseus IBT 24754 is the source of this 657-nucleotide messenger RNA. RefSeq names its product cutinase family protein. Gene Ontology annotation, molecular function: cutinase activity. Gene Ontology annotation, cellular component: extracellular region. The transcript has 3 exons. Bases 1 to 657 code for a protein of 218 amino acids. Lineage: Eukaryota; Fungi; Ascomycota; Eurotiomycetes; Eurotiales; Aspergillaceae. Gene Ontology annotation, biological process: carbohydrate catabolic process. The record is from RefSeq and is a predicted model, not a curated record.